Paramecium pentaurelia is the source of this 2142-nucleotide messenger RNA. NCBI's taxonomy places the organism in Eukaryota, Ciliophora, Oligohymenophorea, Peniculida, Parameciidae. The record is from the annotation of a GenBank genome assembly.
AUGUAAGGAGUAAUAAUUGAAUAAUUUGCAGGAACUUUAAAUCAUGCAUUAAAGGAACUUAUUAGAAGAUAACUGCAUUCAAUGAAAGAGUUCGAUGAACUUAGUGCUGAAUUUUAGAAACAUACUGAUAAGAUGAAGAUUACUCAAACUUAUUAACCUAUGAUAGAGAUAUUUACAUAAAUAAAUAAAUGGAUGGUUGAUAGAUUAGAAAAGGGAUAACAUUUUACUGAUUAAAUCAUGACUCAAAAAAAGAGUUAUGAUACAAUAGGUUAAUAAGAAAGAAGUGUAUAUUUAGAAAUUUGUAAAUUGGAUUUAAAUCGCUUAAAUAGUUUGAAAUAGUGUUUCUUUCAUUAUCAAUAAUAGUAUAUAUAUUAUUGACAAUAUUUGAUAGUCUUAAGAAGGAAUGGUAAAGAGACUUUGUUGAAUAUUAAUUGUUAUAUUUAACAUGUUAAGAAUAUUAAUUAGAUUAUCCUUAAUUAUUAGCUGCAAUAUAAAAGUUAGAGGAUAAGAACAAUUUAUUAUUAGACCUAUUUAAAUCACAUAACAAAGAAAGAGGAUUUCUUUAUUAAUUUUAUUUAAAAUAUGCAAAAUUAAGAGUGUAAUACUUUGAAGCUACAAAAUAUAAUGGUGAAUAAUUAAAAAAAUUAGCUGUGAUUAUUCAAAGAAAUAGUAAUGGUUUGGUUAAUAUGAUUUAGAAUGAUUAAACACUUUAACAUGAUUAAUUGUUUUUAGAAUUAUAGAAAUCAAUAAAUUUUCAUGUUGAAAUUCAUUAAGAAAUUUUAGAUAUCCUAAAUUAACUUAUUAAAUUUGCAGAACAAUCCAAUGAUAGUCUAAAAUCUAAAUAUACUAAAUAUAUGUAAUUAGUAUUAGAAAUGUAAUCAACUUCUAAUUAAACUCAUUUCCAUGAUUGUAAAAUUAUUAUAUUAAUAAAUUCUUAGAUUUAAUGUAAUAAAUGAGUCUAACUUUAUCAGGAAUGGUAUAAUCCAAUAUUGUUAGAGAUAGAUGUUUUAAUAAUUUUAUUAUUGAAUUAAGUGAACUCAUAUAUUUUAGAAUUAAUAAUUUGAAUUGCAAAGCAAAUGACAAUUUAAAAGAAGCAGUCCAACAAUACAAUAAGAGUAGUUAUAGUGUUACUUAUUUAAGAUUAACAAUUACAUCAUUAAAUGAGAGGAGAAUAAUAAUGGAACGAUAUGCUUAUGAGGCAAAAGGAAAUUUAUGAAAAAUAAUUGAAAGAAUAUUCAAAUGUCUUAUAAUUCAGAAAACAAAGUUAUUUAAAAGAUCAAAGCAGAUUUUGCAAUAAUCCAAAAGUUAUCAAUCUAUCUGCCUUAGAUUUACCAUUAACAGCCAAAGAAUUUUUCAAUUUGUUUCUUAGCAAUGAUGAAUAAAACUUUUUUGCUUAAUUUAAAACUAAUGUGAUGAAAGAAAUCUAAGUUAAAUAUACUUAAUAUGAACCUGCACCACCUAGUUUCUUUCUUCAUGAAGAAAACUACGAUAUUAAAGAAUUGAUUGAUUAAUGUUAAGCCAGCAAAAGAGUUAUUACUUAUAAAUAACCUAAUAGAGAUAAACUCAAAUUAUUUAGUCCAGAAUUUGUUAAUUGUAAAUGUGAAUAAUUUGUUUACUUCAUAAGUGAUGCUGAAAUCAUGGUUGAACAAGAAGUAUUUAAUGAUGCUAAUCAAUAUUGCUCUCUCAGAAAAUAUAUGCAUAUUAUUUAAACCAAUAAUAAUGAAGUCACUUUACAGUACUGUUAUAUUUAUUCAUUUUAGUUAUGGCUAUUAUAAACAUGAACUGAAGUUUAAUAUCUUUGGAAUACUAGAUUUCUUUUAAAAUUAAGAAGAAAAGGAUAUUUAUGAAUAAUAAUUAUAACCUGCUAUGGUUAAAUGUGUCUAAUAGUAUUUGUAAAAUAAAGAAACUCUUAAGGAAGAGAGAAAAAAAUAAUUUAUUCUCAAUAAUAAUAUAGAUUAUAUGCUUAAUUAAUAAAUGGAAGUUAAUCCAUAGCCAUAUUAACCCAAUAUUCCAUUUAUCAAAUAAGCAAAUUAAUUGGCAUCUAAUAAAUGGACCAUGGCUAAUAUGUUAAGUUAGGAGAGUCUUAUGAAAUUAAUAUUUUUAUUACUCCUUUUGAAUUUUUUCAAACCACAAGUAGUUUGA